GUCUGAGGGGCUGGAGCAGACUCAACCCUCCAUCUGGGACAUUAAUUCCUAUUUAUCCUCUUAGCUCCACACGCUCACUCCUGUACUCCAACUGCCCUUAUUCUCUGGGCUGCACCCCCCACACUCACAGGCACAGGAGCAUCAGGAAAGGGGGAAGCAGGAGGAAUGGUAGAGGCCAGUGGGUUGGCUUGUGGAUUUUGGGAUGUAAUUUGGGAAGAGGGGGGAGGAGGGAGUGGGAGUAGACACAUAUUGUAAAUUGCUUUCUUGUGCUGUUUGCAGUAUUGUGGUGGGAUGUCAGUGCACAGAGGGGCCCCUCCUACACGUGGAAAGUCCGCUCUCUCCUGUCUGUUCUAACCCUCUGCCUCCACACACCAUUAUUAAGGAUUUAAAGGGACUGUUGCCUGGCAGUGUGAUUGUGUUCCACAGUUUGCUUUAGGGAUGGAUUGGCACAGGCUUGGCACAUUGCUGCUUCUGGCAGUUGCAAUUGGACUCUCUUUGGGCACCAAGAAACCCACUACAAGGAGACAAGAUCGCCUGGGGCCUCCUCUGGAUAUUCAUUUGGAAGCUUUGAACUGCACGGCCUUCAGCGUACAAUGGAGAAUGCCAAGACAGCAUGCGAGCACCAUCUCUGGCUAUACAGUUUUCUAUACAGAAGUCAUUAAUGACAAACAUGUGAAGCAGCUCUCUCAAGAUGUUCCCAUUAAACUGGACAUGCUAACACUGGGGCAACUGGAUGCACUCGUGACUUUUGAAGUAAUCCUAGGAGAUUUAAAGGCCGGGACCUUACAUCGGGUGAGCGUAGGAGCUUACAGCUGGGCAGGGAAAGGAAGACCAAGUAUGCCGAGGGAUGUCUCCACAUUACCCCAAGAGAGCUGCAUGGCCCCCGGUGCCCCGGCGCAGCCGCAGGCGGUGGUUGUCUCUGAUACGGAGGUCGCUGUUUCAUGGCAGCAAAACACCAGUGCAGGAAGCCCCCCAGUCCAGUAUUACGCAAUGGAAUAUAUCAGGCCAGAACUUGAUGGGAUUUGGAUUCCCAUCAGAGACCAGAUACAAAUCAAUUCCAUGGUCCUGAAGGGUCUGACUCCAAACACCAAGUACCAAUUUGCAGUCAAAGCCGUGAAUUCAUUCGGGGAGAGUCCACUCAGCCGUGCAAGUGAAAUCAUCAGGACAUUCGGUACAGAAGAACUGGGGUCUGGAAGCUACGGUGAAGGUUAUGUGACAGAUCCUAAAAGUGAUGACGAUGGUUAUACGACCGAUGACUCCGAUGAUGAUAUCUACAUAGAUGAACUCAAACCAAUGACUUCUGGGAAAGCGGGGAGCACAAAGGUUCUGGUUGAUACUAAGGUGACCCCAGGAACUUACACAAAGAUCAUCCCAUUGACAUCAAGAUCUACUGUGGCCACGGUCACAACUAGCACAUCGACAAAGGCUCCAUUGACUACUUCUGUGACCAUAACCUCAACACCGGCCUCUACCACUACUACUACUCCAGCUAGAACCACCAACAUGAAAACUGCCAAAGACCGCAGCUUAGGCUUCCCCCCGAGGCUCUUUGAUCUGACUUGUGAGGAGACAUUCUGCCCAGCAGACAGCUUCUGCCUAAAUGACUAUGACCGCGGAGGAUCCCAAUGCCAUUGUAACCUAGGAAAAGGUGGAGGGACCUGUGAGAAUGAUAUUAAUGUGCAGUUCCCCCAGUUUUAUGGACACUCAUACAUGACAUUUGAGCCCCUAAAAAACUCCUAUCAGACAUUUCAGAUAACUGUGGAAUUCAGGGCUCAGAGUGAUGAUGGUUUACUGCUGUACUGUGGGGAAAAUGAGUAUGGCCGCGGGGAUUUCAUGUCGGUGGCCAUCAUUCGCCGAACUGUCCAGUUCCGGUUUAACUGUGGCACGGGCACGGCUGUUAUCACGAGUGAACGUAAAAUCAAGCUGGGCAGCUGGCAUGUUGUGCGUGUGUAUCGUGAAGGAAUAAAUGGAUGGUUACAGCUUGAUAACAGCUCCCCAAUAUCAGGCAAAUCACAGGGGCAGUACAGUAAAAUCACGUUCCGAACUCCAUUCUACAUUGGCGGUGCGCCCAGUGUCUACUGGUUGGUUAAGUCAACAGGGACGAACCGUGGCUUUAAGGGUUGUGUGCAGUCUCUGUCUGUAAAUGGGAGGAAUAUUGACAUGAGACAGUGGCCCCUGGGAAAGGCUUUGAGUGGAGCCGAUGUGGGUGACUGCAGCACUGGGGUCUGUGAUGGGGCUCCCUGUGUUAACGGGGGAACCUGUCAAGUAAGAACAGCUGAUUUGUACCUGUGCCUCUGCCCUGCUGGAUUCCGGGGUCGCCUCUGCGAGGAAGCGUUCACCCUGGCGAUUCCUCAGUUCAAUGAAUCAGCCCGUUCUUUCGCAGUGGCAAAGUGGCCUUUAGAACCUCAUCACUAUCUUUCUUUCAUGGAGUUUGACAUGACGUUUCGUCCAGACACAGAGGAUGGGACCAUACUCUACAGCUAUGAUACAGACAGUAAAGACUUUAUAUCCGUUACCUUGAUCAAUAGCUACGUGGUGUUCAGAUUCGACUGUGGCUCAGGGACUGCAGUGAUCAGGGCUGAGAAACCAGUUACACUUGGGCAAUGGCAUGAGCUGCAGUUCUCACGCACGGCCAGGAAUGGGAUCUUACAAGUGGACAACCAAAAGCAAGUGCAUGGAGUUUCAGAGGGCGGCUUCACUCAGAUUAAGUGCAACACUAAUCUCUUCAUUGGCGGGGUUCCUGAUUAUGAUACCGUGAAAAAGAACUCGGGGGUCCUUAAGCCUUUCACUGGGAGCAUUCAGAAGCUCGUACUUAAUGAUCGGAUCAUUAGCCUGAUACAGGGCUUGAGUUCUGGAGUCAAUUUGGAAAAUGCAAACCAUCCAUGCGCUAACAUACCCUGUGCAAAUGAUGGGAGCUGUAGGCCACAGCAUGAUAGUUAUGAAUGUGAUUGCCCUUUAGGCUUUGAUGGAAAGAACUGUCAAAAAGAGUGUGGAAAUUACUGCAUUAAUAUCAUCACAGAAGCAAUUGAAAUCCCACAGUUUAUUGGUCGCAGUUAUCUCAUAUACGACAACCGAGACAUUCUUAAAAGAGUCUCCGGCUCCCGAUCAAACAUAUUUAUGAGAUUUAAGACCACAGUGAAAGAUGGUUUGUUGAUGUGGAGGGGGGACAGCCCGAUAAAGGCCAACACUGACUUCAUUUCCCUGGGGAUCCAGGAGGGAAACAUUGUUUUCAGCUAUAACCUUGGCAGUGGCAUGGCCUCUAUUGUGGUCAAUGGCUCUUUCAAUGAUGGACGAUGGCACAGAGUAAAGGCUGUACGGGAUGGUCAGACUGGAAAGGUUACUGUGGAUGACUACGGCGCUAUAACUGGGAAAUCGCUAGGACUUAUGCGUCAGCUCAACAUUAAUGGAGCCCUUUAUGUUGGUGGGAUGAAGGAAAUAGCUCUGCAUACAAACCGGCAGUAUUUGAGGGGCCUGAUAGGUUGCAUCUCCCACUUCACGCUCUCUACAGACUUCCAUAUUUCACUGGUUGCAGAUGCAAACGAUGGGAAAAACAUAAAUACCUGUGGAACUAAAUGAAAACAAUCCUAUCAGGGUGAAUUCCCUGUUAUUUCCACUCUUGGAACAGUGAAGAACUUUGCACUCUGAGGAAGCUUUGCUGCCUGAAGGUCAUUCCGAAUAACCCAAGAAAGGAACCAAAAAAAACCAUAAUUCACUUUUUAUAAACCAAGUGUAAUAUUUUGUAGGAUUUUUUAAAGCGAAGAUCUUUUAGAAAUACAGAACUAAAGUGAGAGAAACGUGUGCCUUUCUCCUCCUAAAUAAUGUUCCCUUGAGGUGUUCCUCCCAUCUAGGUGUGUUCAGCCUUCACUGAGACUCUUACACCACGUGACACAUCCUGAUGGAAUUUGGCAAAGCUUGUUUACUGAGUGCAUAUGGACUGAAGGGAAAGUGACUAGAGACUGGUGGUUCAUGCUUUAGGCACAACACACCUAUAGCUAUCAAGAAUCCAAAACCUGUGACUCCUUUUUAUGGGCAUAAUGGUCUAGUAGAUACAGUAGCUUUUUCCAGUCCAUCUAGUAUCGGAUACAAAAUCUCGGUCUGUUUACUAAAUGUUUUUGGAUGGAUUUUUUUAUGUUACAUCAUUUCACAAAAAGUUAUUUUCUAUUGCUUUCAUGCAUCAAAAAAAAAAAACUUUUGGACUUUAGAACCAAAGAAAACAAAUGGAAAAUGUCUACUAACAGCCAAGUACCGAAUUUGGACCCCAGAACAUCCAGCAGGAAUCAUAAAAACACUGAGCGAUAUUUCACUGUGGUUUGUUUGUAGCAGGAGUUGAUUGUUAUUGCAGGUAAUGAAGUUAUUUCCAACAACACUCUUUCUAUAAGCUUUUAUUUUUGCCCUUUUUGCUAAUUUAUUUUAUUUAUGCCCAGUCUCUAGGGCUGAGAUUGUUCGGGUCAGUGUUAAUCAUGUACAUUAAACUUUCUUGCUUUCCA
Molecule: messenger RNA, 4487 nt
Organism: Xenopus laevis (African clawed frog)
Lineage: Eukaryota; Metazoa; Chordata; Amphibia; Anura; Pipidae
Gene: egflam.L
Product: EGF-like, fibronectin type III and laminin G domains L homeolog
Exons: 24
Coding region: 439-3576 (1045 amino acids)
Molecular function (GO): calcium ion binding
Source: RefSeq, a predicted model, not a curated record